Molecule: messenger RNA, 984 nt
Organism: Dioszegia hungarica
Lineage: Eukaryota; Fungi; Basidiomycota; Tremellomycetes; Tremellales; Bulleribasidiaceae
Product: Zinc/iron permease
Exons: 7
Coding region: 1-984 (327 amino acids)
Biological process (GO): zinc ion transport; transmembrane transport
Cellular component (GO): membrane
Molecular function (GO): metal ion transmembrane transporter activity
Source: RefSeq, a predicted model, not a curated record
AUGGGUCUUGUGGUACUCCUGGCGCAAUGCGUCGCCAUGUUUGUCGCCAGCAUGCUGGUCGGAAGUCUGCCGUUGAUGUUCAAAUCAGCUUCUUCCGGAAAACAAUUGAAAGCCGUCUCCGUGCUCGGGAUGGGUAUACUGGUGGGGGCAGCCCUCACCAUCAUCAUACCAGAGGGCGUUUCGACUCUAUUUGACUCGCUACCGCACGGCUCAAAGCACGCCUCGGAGCACAGCCAAGAUACCGUCAGCGCCAUCGGCCUGAGUCUCCUCUCUGGCUUCGCUUUGAUGCUACUGAUCGAGACGCUCACUCCUCACCCUCCUUCUGCUCACGACGCUUCUCCCGCUUCUACACCGCCCUCUCCUUCUACUCCCCUGACAGGCACUUCCCAAGAAGACGGACGUCCGAACCUCGCACAUCUCAACUCACGCUCGCCGAUAGUACCGAAACGUAUGCAUGUACACGACGGCAAGGAUGAAGGGAGACAGUGCGCGACUGGCGGCGCCAUCAGGGGGCUGAACGCGACCCUAGGUCUGGUCAUCCAUGGAGCGGCGGACGGGAUUGCGUUGGGAGCGAGCAGCAUGAGCGACAAGGGAGGACUGGGCCUGAUCGUGUUUCUCGCUGUGAUUGUGCAUAAGGGACCCACCGCGCUUGGUCUCACCACGACGCUGCUCUCGCUGGGCUUGGACCACGCUGGCAUCCGAAAGCGACUCAUGAUCUUCUCUUUUGCUGCGCCACUAGGCGCCAUCUUGACGUUCACCAUCAUCAACCUGUUUGGCGGCAAUACACCAGGAUCCGCCAAAUCCGAGGUGGACGGUCUGCAAUGGUGGACGGGCAUCGCGCUGUUGUUCUCCGGCGGUUCCUUCCUCUACGUUGCUACCGUCAUACAGCCUCUGUCCUCGACCAAUCCAGAAGAGCACGAACACACCCAUGCUACAGUCGGAUCGGGCUGCUACUGGGCGGGAUGUUGCUGCCAGUAUUGCUGA